AUGGCCCCAAUCGCAAAAAUUGAGUACUUUCGCAUCCCCCCAAGAUGGUUAUUUGUGAAAGUCACGGAUGUGAAUGGGAAUUUUGGAUGGGGAGAGGCGUCGCUAGAAGGUCAUUCGGAAGCUGUUGAGGGCUGCCUGGUGUCUUUUGCUGAGAGGUUCUGUGGCAUGGAUGCGGAUGAUAUUGAACACGUAUGGCAAAACGGGUAUAGAAUGGGAUUUUACCGCGGCGGACCGGUGCUCAUGAGUGCUUUGUCAGGUGUAGACAUUGCGCUCUGGGAUUUGAAAGCAAGGCGAUUAGGACUCCCAAUAUAUCAGCUCCUUGGAGGCAAAGUCAGGGACAAACUGAAAGUGUAUGCGUGGAUCGGUGGAGAUCGCCCGGGAGAUGUCGAAGCUCAAGCUCGUGCGAGAAUUGCACAAGGCUUCAAGGCUGUAAAAAUGAACGCCACGGAAGACCUCGCCUGGUUGGAUUCCCCCCACUCCCUAGAUACCUCGGUCGAGCGAUUGAAGACAGUCAAGUCUUUGGGCAUUGACGCAGGGGUAGACUUCCACGGCAGAGUCCACAAGGCAAUGGCAUUACAGUUGGCACACAAACUCACACCACACGAACCCUUGUUCAUUGAGGAGCCUCUUUUGUCAGAGCACCCAGAGUCUAUCGCAGCACUGUCCAAGCUCGUCCCUAUUCCAAUCGCUCUUGGUGAGCGAUUACAUAGCCGCUGGGAUAUUAAGCCUUUUCUCGAGUCGGCCUCCGUGAGCAUCCUCCAACCAGAUAUUUGUCACGUUGGUGGAAUCUCGGAGUUACGGAGAAUCGCUAUUAUGGCGGAAGCUUAUGAUGUGGCGCUGGCUCCUCACUGCCCGCUGGGACCAAUUGCGCUUGCAGCAAAUAUUCAGGUAGACGCUGUGAGCGCCAACUUUGCUAUCCAGGAGAUGAGCCUCGGGAUCCAUUACAAUGCAGGAUCUGCGGACAUUGACACGUAUAUCAAGAACCCUAAUGUAUGGAGGGUGCGCAAUGGGCUGGUUGAGCUGAUGAACGGACCGGGGCUAGGUAUCGAGGUGGAUGAAGACAAGGUCAGGGCUGCUUCUGUAAACGCAGUUGCAUGGCGUAGUCCAAACUUUCGAGGUCCUGGAGGAGAAUGGAGAGAAUGGUGA
Aspergillus calidoustus is the source of this 1146-nucleotide messenger RNA. Lineage: Eukaryota; Fungi; Ascomycota; Eurotiomycetes; Eurotiales; Aspergillaceae. The record is from the annotation of a GenBank genome assembly.